AUGGCUUCCUCGAGCUUCACCUCGAACGCCCCCAACCUCCAGAAGUACCUGGACCUCGACCAGAACGGCAAGAUUAUCGCCGAGUACAUCUGGAUCGACUCUGAGGGCCAGACCCGCUCCAAGGCGAGGACCCUACCUGAGAAGGAGGGCGGUUACAAGCCUGAGGACCUCCCUACCUGGAACUUCGACGGCUCGUCGACUGGGCAGGCUCCUGGUGACAACUCUGAUGUCUACCUGAAGCCCGUCGCCGUCUUUCCGGACCCGUUCCGUCGGGGCAAGAAUAUCCUUGUCCUCGCUGAAUGCUGGGAUGCUGAUGGCACUCCCAACAAGUAUAACCACCGCCACGAGACCGUCAAGCUCAUGGAGGCUCAUGCCGAGCAUGAGCCGUGGUUCGGUCUGGAGCAGGAGUACACUAUGCUCGACCUGAACGAUCGUCCAUAUGGCUGGCCGCCGAAUGGCUACCCCGCUCCUCAGGGCCCCUACUACUGCGGUGUCGGUGCCGGCAAGGUUGUGCAGCGCGAUAUUGUUGAGGCUCACUACCGUGCUUGCCUGUAUGCCGGCAUCAAGAUCUCCGGUAUUAACGCUGAGGUCAUGCCCGCCCAGUGGGAGUUCCAGGUCGGCCCUUGCGUGGGCAUUGAGAUGGGCGAUCAACUCUGGGUUGCUCGUUACCUGCUGCACCGCAUUGCUGAGGAGUUCGGCGUCAAGAUCUCUGUUCACCCUAAGCCAAUCCCUGGCGACUGGAAUGGCGCUGGUCUCCACACCAACUUCUCAACCAAGGAGAUGCGUGACCCCGAGAAUGGCAUGAAGGCCAUUGAGGCUGCCAUUCAGAAGCUUGGCACUCGCCACGCCGAGCACAUUGCUGUCUACGGCGAGGAGAACGAGAAGCGCCUCACCGGCAAGCACGAGACUGGCCGCAUCGACCAAUUCACCUACGGCGUUGCCAACCGUGGCUCUUCGAUCCGUAUCCCGCGUGAGGUCGCUGCCAAGGGCUACGGCUACUUCGAGGACCGCCGGCCGGCGUCCAACGCCGACCCCUACCAAAUCACUGGUAUCAUCAUGGAGACUAUCUUCGGCGCUGUUUAA
Thermochaetoides thermophila DSM 1495 is the source of this 1083-nucleotide messenger RNA. RefSeq names its product glutamine synthetase-like protein. Lineage: Eukaryota; Fungi; Ascomycota; Sordariomycetes; Sordariales; Chaetomiaceae. The record is from RefSeq and is a predicted model, not a curated record. Gene Ontology annotation, molecular function: glutamine synthetase activity. Bases 1 to 1083 code for a protein of 360 amino acids. The transcript is spliced from 9 exons. Gene Ontology annotation, cellular component: cytoplasm.